Messenger RNA from Thunnus maccoyii (southern bluefin tuna), 29073 nucleotides. It is a transcript of the gene col6a3, whose product is annotated as collagen, type VI, alpha 3. The transcript has 49 exons. Lineage: Eukaryota; Metazoa; Chordata; Actinopteri; Scombriformes; Scombridae. The record is from RefSeq and is a predicted model, not a curated record.
AUGGCUGAACAAAUCAUGCCAAAGUUGAUAACAGUGGUUGGCGAUGUGACAGAUGCGACAUUCCCAGAUGAACCAGCCAUUGUUCCUGGAGUUGAAAGGGAUGUUGCCUUCCUCAUUGAUGGCACAGACAGUGUUCGAGCGGAUUUUGCCUACAUCCGGGAUUUUAUCAUUAAAGUAAUUGAACCACUUGAUAUUGGGAUUGACAAGGUUCGAGUUUCAGUGGUUCAACACAGUGAGAGGCCAACUCCAAAUUUCUACCUUAACACUUAUCAAACCAAAGAUGACGUGAUAAGAGCUGUCAAUGGAAUGACACUGUCUGGUGGACGUAGUCUAAACACUGGAUCUGCUCUGAGAUUCAUGAAGGACACUAUCUUGUCUGAAAGGCAUGGUAGCCGGGCUGCACAAAAUGUCCCUCAGUUUUUGAUCGUUUUGAUUGGAGGCAGAUCCAGGGAUAACGUGAAGGAACCUGCUGGUGCCCUGAAGACAGGAGGAGUCGUACCAUUUGGUGUUGGUGUCAAGGAUGCAGACCUAAAGCAGAUUGAGGCCAUUUCACACAACCCUUCCUUUGCCUUCACUGUGAAGGAAUUCAGUGAGCUUAGCACCGUACCACAAAGGCUCAAUAACUAUGUGAGCCUUCAAAGGGACCAGCUAGACAACGUCCUACGGCAAGUACAAAACGAUGCUGUAAAAAGAGAUAUUGUGUUCCUACUGGAUGGCUCUGAUAACACAAGAAAUGGAUUCCCAGAGAUAAAACUCUUUGUUAAGAGCAUAGUGGAGAGUCUCUCUGUCAGUGAGAGUCAAGACAGAGUGUCUGUGGUUCAGUUUGCUGAUAAAACUGAUGUCAACUUUUAUCUGAAUUCUCACAAGACAAAGAAUGACAUUAUGAAUGCCAUAGAUAAUUUAAGGCACAAAGGUGGCAGGCGCCUUAAUAUCGGGGGAGCUCUCCAGUUUGUGAGGCACAGUGUCUUCACUUCCUCUACUGGUAGUAGAAGACUAGAAGGUGUGCCCCAGAUUUUAAUUCUUCUAAGUAGCAAACCGUCCACUGAUAAUGUGAAAGGCCCAGCUUUUGCUCUUAAAGAGCAUGAAAUUGUGUCAGUGGGGGUUGGAGUUGGAGAUGCCAAUCCUUCAGACUUGGAAGUGAUUGCCUUCAAACCUGGUUUCACAUACAAGGUUACUGAUUUCUCCAAGUUGCCCUCAAUACAAUCACAACUUGUUGCUACAUUGAACAUAAACAAAGAUGCUGAGGGGACCAUGACUGGAAUCUCUGAUUUAAUAGGGAACAAUAAGAGGGAUAUAGUGUUUCUCCUUGAUGGGUCAGAUGACUCCAGAAAUGGUCUACCAGCUAUUCGAGAGUUCAUCAGAAGAAUGGCAGAAGAGCUGGAGAUUGAUGAAGAUAAGGUUCGAGUGGCUGUCGUACAGUAUAGUAAUGACACCACAGUUUACUUCAACCUGAAAACUCAUAGAUCCAAAAGAGCUAUCAUAUAUGCUGUAAGAAGUCUACGCCAUAAAGGAGGAAGACCGCGGAACACUGGAGCUGCAUUACGGUUUGUGCGAGAUCAUGUUUUCACCUCUACAUCUGGAAGCAGACGCCUGGAGGGAGUCCCUCAGAUUCUGUUUUUACUGACUGGAGGCAAAUCCAAUGAUGAUGUUUCAGGACCUGCAUCUGACCUAAAACAAAUUGGUGUUCUAUCUUUUGCCAUUGGAAUGAAAAAUGCCAAACAGGAGGAGCUUCAGAAAAUUGCGUUCUCCUCCAGAUUUUUUUUCAACCUGCCCAUCUUUGGUGAACUUUUGUCCAUUCAGCCGGAGAUAGCGGCAUUUGUCCAGGCGGAAAUACAAAUUGAGCCUCCUACUGUUGUGGUUGAAUUAGAGUCCCCUCAAAGAGACAUAGUGUUUCUGUUGGAUGGGUCAGAUGACACACAGAGUGGCUUCCCAGCAAUCAAAGGUUUUAUCCAAAAAGUGGUAGAAACACUCAGUGUUGGUGAGAACAAAGACCGUGUCUCUGUGGUCCAAUAUAGCAGAGAUCCACAAACACAUUUCAGUUUGAACACCUACACCGAAAAACAAGAUGUUCUUGAUGCUGUCCAGCAGUUGAACCAUAAAGGGGGCAGACCUCUCAACACUGGGGCAGCUCUUGACUAUGUGAGGAAUACUGCUUUAGCUGAUUCCUCUGGGAGUCGGCAUCAAGAAGGUGUCCCUCAGAUAUUGAUUCUGUUGAGUGGGGGAAGAUCUGAAGAUGAUGUUGCAAGUGCUGCUGCAGCUCUAAAACAGAGCAAAGUUGUUCCAUUCUGUAUAGGUACAAAGAAUGCAGACAUACUUGAGCUCCAGAUGAUUUCACAUAUCCCUUCCUAUGCUUUCUUUGUGCCUCGGUUUGAUGAUAUUGGGAGCAUCCAUCAACAACUUGUAUCAUUUGUGAAAAGGGUGCCUCGUCAGCCAAGACUAAAACCACAGAAUGUAUUAGGUAAGAUAUCUAUCAAUCAAUCUGUCAAUGAAUCUAUCUAUCUAUCCACUUUUCAUAAUUGGAUUACCUCAUGUGUAACUCUGAUUACCAUGCUUGUGUCUGUCAAAGCUUCUGCAGAUAAAACUGAAUCCAUUCAACAUGAUAUUGUGUUUUUACUGGAUUCCUCUGAUGACAUGCAAAAUGAAUUUGAAGCAAUGCGUGGCUUUGUUGAGAGAAUGGUGGAGAAACUUGAUGUGGAUGAGAACAAAGAUCGUGUGUCAGUGGUGCAGUACAGCAGAGCACCUUCUGUUGUUUUUUUUCUGAACACAUACAAAACACAGCAGAAUAUUGCUGACACUGUGCGAAGUCUGAAGCAUAAAGGUGGCAGACCCCUCAAUACUGGUGCAGCCCUCCAAUACAUCAAGGAUAAUGUUUUGACAGCCUCUUCUGGAAGUAGGCACCAACAGCAUGUCCCUCAGAUUUUGGUUCUCUUCACUGGUGGACGGUCCAGUGAUGAUGUCAGAAAUGCUGUAGAAAACUUGAAAGAAAUCGGUGUGGUGGUAUUUGUGGUGGGAACAAAGAAUGCAGAUACCCUUGAGAUUCAGUCUAUUUCACAGGAAGCCAGUCAUGCUUUCUUUGCAGCAGACUUCAGUGACCUUUCAGGCAUUGAACAACAAAUAUUUUCUGCCAUCAAGAAGGGUAAAACUCCUGCUAUCAAACCAGCAUCAUACGAUACCAACGGGAGAGACGUUGUUUUUUUGCUUGAUGGUACUGAUGAUUCUCAACAAAGAUUUCCAGCUAUUAAAGACUUUGUGCUGAGAGUAGUGGCGGACCUAAACAUUGAUGAAAACAAAGAUCGCGUGGCUGUGGUCCAGUACAGCAACACGGCACAGGUUAAUUUUAACUUGAGUCGUUACUCAACAGAGGAUGAUGUUCUUGAUGCAGUAAGAGGUCUAAGUCACAAUGGAGGUUAUCCACACAAUAUUGGAGCAGCUCUCCAGUAUUUGAGGGACAAUGUAUUUACUUCUGGCUCAGGCAGUAGACUCCUUGAGGGAGUUCCACAAAUUCUAAUUCUACUGAGUGGUGGAAGAUCUGCAGAUGACAUAAGAACCCCUGUCAGAAUGCUGAAUGAGAUUGGUGUAAUCUCAAUUGCCAUUGGAACAACUGAUGCUGACACCUUGGAACUCCAAACAAUAUCUCACAAACCCAAUUAUGCGCUCUCUAUCGCUAAUUAUGAGGAGCUUCCUACUGCUAAGCAGGAUGUGUUGUCACUGUUAGGAGAGGCUUCCCACCAUGUAGAGCAAACUGCUCCAACAAAGGGUUUUGGUAAGAUUGAUGAAAAAGGAAGAGAUAUAGUAUUUCUCUUGGAUGGAUCUGAUAAUACCAGAAGUGGAUUCACAGCCAUUCAAGAUUUCCUGUACAAAGUAAUAGAAAGACUUGAUAUUGGACCAAAUAAAGACAGAGUUGCUGUGAUUCAGUUUAGCAAUGUGGCGCUUGCCAAUUUCUUUUUGAAUUCAUUCUUGAGGAAGGAAGAUGUCCUUAGAGCUGUCAGGAGGCUCUCACACAAAGGUGGAAGACCUCUCAAAACGGGGGCAGCUCUACAAUAUGUUAAAGAAAAUGUAUUCACAGCUGCCUCAGGGAGCAGAUAUACUGCAAAUGUUCCACAAAUUCUUGUUGUUUUAAUUAGUGAUCCAUCAAGUGACAAUGUGGAUUUAGCUGCUGCUGCUUUAAAAGAAAGCAAUGUCACAAUAUUAACUAUUGCAACAAAGAAUUCAGACCAAAGGGAAAUGGAAAAGAUAUCACAUGGUCCGAGUUACUCUAUAGACCUUUCUGAAAUAACUGAUCUUCCAAAUAUACAAGAGCAAGUUAUUGCUGCAAUUACAGAAGACAAUUUGAAAAAUGACAUUUCGAAAACAGGAGGAAUCGUGGACAGAAAGGCACCAGGAAGGGAUAUUGUGUUCUUGUUGGAUGGAUCUGAUGGCACUAGAACUGGAUUCCCAGCUAUGCGAGACUUUGUCCAAAGAGUAGUAGAGAAACUCAGUGUUGAUGACAACAAGGACCGUGUCUCAGUGGUUCAGUACAGCAGAGAUCCAGCUGUCCAGUUCUAUCUGAACACGUACGCCACAAAGGGCGAGGUCCUUGACACUGUUAAAGGUUUGAGGCACAAAGGCGGAAGACCCCUCAACACUGGAGCAGCUCUCCAGUAUGUGAGGGAUAAUGUCUUCACAGCCUCUGCAGGAAGCAGGCACCUGGAAGGAGUUCCACAGGUGCUGAUAUUGUUAAGUGGUGGAAGGUCUUUUGACAGUGUUGAUGAACCAGCUUCUGCUCUCAAACAGCUGGGAGUCUUGACCUUUGCAAUAGGAACCAGGAGCUCUGAUAGCAAAGAACUGCAGAAGAUAUCCUAUGACCCCAGUUAUGCUCUAUCUGUGUCUGAAUUCACUGACCUUCCCAGUGUCCAACAACAACUUCAGUCUUCCGUGGAGGCUGUGGUUGUUGACGUCACCCCAGAGUCACCAACUGUACCUGUUGACACUGCCAAAAAGGAUAUCGUAUUCCUUCUGGAUGGUUCCGAUGGCACAAGGAAUGGCUUCCCUGCCAUGCGUGAUUUUGUUGAGAGAGUGGUGGAGAAACUCAAUGUGGGACAAAACAAAGACCGUGUCUCUGUGGUUCAGUACAGCAGAGAUGCAGAGGUCCAUUUCUAUCUGAACACGUACACCACCAGAGAGGAUAUUGUGGAUUCGGUCAGAGGGCUGAAACACAAAGGAGGCAGACCCCUCAACACCGGGGCAGCCCUCCAGUACGUCAGGGACAACGUCUUUACAAACUCCUCCGGGAGUAGGCGCCUGCAAGGUGUUCCACAGAUGUUGAUCCUGCUAAAUGGUGGAAGUUCUUUUGACAAUGUAGAUGCCCCAGCCUCUGCUCUCAAACAGCAGGGCAUCUUUGCUAUUAGCAUUGGAACAAGGAAGUCCGACAGCGGAGAGCUGCAGAAGAUAUCACAUGACCCUAGUUACGCUCUAUCUGUGUCUGACUUCACUGACCUGCCCAGUGUCCAAGAACAGCUCUCCUCUGUAAUGAGCACAGUGCUAGUGAGGGCCACACUCAUGACACCAACAGUAACUGUGGACAGAAAGGCACCAGGGAGGGAUGUUGUGUUCUUGUUGGAUGGAUCUGAUGGUACUAGAACUGGAUUCCCAGCUAUGCGAGACUUUGUCCAAAGAGUAGUGGAGAAACUCAGUGUUGAUGACAACAAGGACCGUGUCUCAGUGGUUCAGUACAGCAGAGAUCCAGCUGUCCAUUUCUAUCUGAACACGUACACCACGAAGGGUCAGGUCCUUGACACUGUUAAACGUUUGAGACACAAAGGCGGAAGACCCCUCAACACUGGAGAAGCUCUCCAGUAUGUGAAGGAUAAUGUCUUCACGGCCUCUGCCGGAAGCAGGCGCCUGGAAGGAGUUCCACAGGUGCUGAUAUUGUUAAGUGGUGGAAGGUCUUUUGACAGUGUUGAUGAACCAGCUUCUGCUCUCAAACAGCUGGGAGUCUUGACAUUUGCAAUUGGAACCAGGAGCUCUGAUAGCAAAGAAUUGCAGAAGAUAUCCUACGACCCAAGUUAUGCUCUAUCUGUGUCUGAAUUCACUGACCUUCCCAAUGUCGUACAACAACUUCAGUCUUCCGUGGACGCUGUGGUUGUUGACGUCACCCCAGAGUCACCAACUGUACCUGUUGACACUGCCAAAAAGGAUAUUGUAUUCCUUCUGGAUGGUUCCGAUGGCACAAGGAAUGGCUUCCCUGCCAUGCGUGAUUUUGUUGAGAGAGUGGUGGAGAAACUCAAUGUGGGACAAAACAAAGACCGUGUCUCUGUGGUCCAGUACAGCAGAGAUGCAGAGGUCCAUUUCUAUCUGAACACGUACACCACAAGAGAGAAUAUUGUGGAGUCGGUCAGAGGGCUGAAACACAAAGGAGGCAGACCCCUCAACACCGGGGCAGCCCUCCAGUACGUCAGGGACAACGUCUUUACAAACUCCUCCGGGAGUAGGCGCCUGCAAGGUGUUCCACAGAUGUUGAUCCUGCUAAAUGGUGGAAGUUCUUUUGACAAUGUAGAUGCCCCAGCCUCUGCUCUCAAACAGCAGGGCAUCUUUGCCAUUGGCAUUGGAACAAGGAACUCUGACAGUAGAGAGCUGCAGAAGAUAUCAUAUGACCCUAGUUACGCUCUAUCAGUGUCUGACUUCACUGACCUCCCCAGUGUCCAAGAACAGCUCUCCUCUGUAAUGAGCACAGUGCUAGUGAGGGCCAUGCCCAUGACACCAACAGUAACUGUGGACAGAAAGGCACCAGGAAGGGAUGUUGUGUUCUUGUUGGAUGGAUCUGAUGGUACUAGAACUGGAUUCCCAGCUAUGCGAGACUUUGUCCAAAGAGUAGUAGAGAAACUCAGUGUCGAUGACAACAAGGACCGUGUCUCAGUGGUUCAGUACAGCAGAGAUCCAGCUGUCCAUUUCUAUCUGAACACAUACACCACGAAGGGUCAGGUCCUUGACACUGUCAAACGCUUGAGACACAAAGGCGGAAGACCCCUCAACACUGGAGAAGCUCUCCAGUAUGUGAGGGAUAAUGUCUUCACGGCCUCUGCCGGAAGCAGGCGCCUGGAAGGAGUCCCACAGGUGCUGAUAUUGUUAAGUGGUGGAAGGUCUUUUGACAGUGUUGAUGAACCAGCUUCUGCUCUCAAACAGCUGGGAGUCUUGACAUUUGCAGUCGGAACCAGGAGCUCUGAUAGCAAAGAAUUGCAGAAGAUAUCCUACGACCCCAGUUAUGCUCUAUCUGUGUCUGAAUUCACUGACCUUCCCAAUGUCGUAGAACAACUUCAGUCUUCCGUGGAGGCUGUGGUUGUUGAAGUCACCCAAGAGUCACCAACUGUACCUGUUGACACUGCCAAAAAGGAUAUCGUAUUCCUUCUGGAUGGUUCCGAUGGCACAAGGAAUGGCUUCCCUGCCAUGCGUGAUUUUGUUGAGAGAGUGGUGGAGAAACUCAAUGUGGGACAAAACAAAGACCGUGUCUCUGUGGUUCAGUACAGCAGAGAUGCAGAGGUCCAUUUCUAUCUGAACACGUACACCACAAGAGAGGAUAUUGUGGAUUCGGUCAGAGGGCUGAAACACAGAGGAGGUAGACCCCUCAACACCGGGGCAGCCCUCCAGUACGUCAGGGACAACGUCUUUACAAACUCCUCCGGGAGUAGGCGCCUGCAAGGUGUUCCACAGAUGUUGAUCCUGUUAAAUGGUGGAAGUUCUUUUGACAAUGUAGAUGCCCCAGCCUCUGCUCUCAAACAGCAGGGCAUCUUUGCUAUUGGCAUUGGAACAAGAAACUCUGACAGUGGAGAGCUGCAGAAGAUAUCACAUGACCCUAGUUACGCUCUAUCAGUGUCUGACUUCACUGACCUCCCCAGUGUCCAAGAACAGCUCUCCUCUGUAAUGAGCACAGUGCUAGUGAGGGCCAUGCCCAUGACACCAACAGUAACUGUGGACAGAAAGGCACCAGGAAGGGAUGUUGUGUUCUUGUUGGAUGGAUCUGAUGGUACUAGAACUGGAUUCCCAGCUAUGCGAGACUUUGUCCAAAGAGUAGUGGAGAAACUCAGUGUUGAUGACAACAAGGACCAUGUCUCAGUGGUUCAGUACAGUAGAGAUCCAGAUGUCCAGUUCUAUCUGAACACGUACACCACAAAGAGCGAGGUCCUUGACACUAUUAAAGGUUUGAGGCACAAAGGCGGAAGACCCCUCAACACUGGAGCAGCUCUCCAGUACGUGAGGGAUAAUGUCUUCACGGCCUCUGCAGGAAGCAGGCGCCUGGAAGGAGUCCCACAGGUGCUGAUAUUGUUAAGUGGUGGAAGGUCUUUUGACAGUGUUGAUGAACCAGCUUCUGCUCUCAAACAGCUGGGAGUCUUGACCUUUGCAAUCGGAACCAGGAGCUCUGAUAGCAAAGAACUGCAGAAGAUAUCCUACGACCCCAGUUAUGCUCUAUCUGUGUCUGAAUUCACUGACCUUCCCAGUGUCCAACAACAACUUCAGUCUUCCGUGGAAGCUGUGGUUGUUGACGUCACCCCAGAGUCACCAACUGUACCUGUUGACACUGCCAAAAAGGAUAUUGUAUUCCUUCUGGAUGGUUCCAAUGGCACAAGGAAUGGCUUCCCUGCCAUGCUUGAUUUUGUUGAGAGAGUGGUGGAGAAACUCAAUGUGGGACAAAACAAAGACCGUGUCUCUGUGGUCCAGUACAGCAGAGAUGCAGAGGUCCAUUUCUAUCUGAACACAUACACCACAAGAGAGGAUAUUGUGGAUUCGGUCAGAGGGCUGAAACACAGAGGAGGCAGACCCCUCAACACCGGGGCAGCCCUCCAGUACGUCAGGGACAACGUCUUUACAAACUCCUCCGGGAGUAGGCGCCUGCAAGGUGUUCCACAGAUGCUGAUCUUACUAAAUGGUGGAAGUUCUUUUGACAAUGUAGAUGCCCCAGCCUCUGCUCUCAAACAGCAGGGCAUCUUUGCCAUUGGCAUUGGAACAAGAAACUCUGACAGUGGAGAGCUGCAGAAGAUAUCAUAUGACCCUAGUUACGCUCUAUCAGUGUCUGACUUCACUGACCUCCCCAGUGUCCAAGAACAGCUCUCCUCUGUAAUGAGCACAGUGCUAGUGAGGGCCACGCCCAUGACACCAACAGUAACUGUGGACAGAAAGGCACCAGGAAGGGAUGUUGUGUUCUUGUUGGAUGGAUCUGAUAGUACUAGAACUGGAUUCCCAGCUAUGCGAGACUUUGUCCAAAGAGUAGUAGAGACACUCAGUGUGGAUGACAACAAGGACCGUGUCUCAGUGGUUCAGUACAGUAGAGAUCCAGAUGUCCAGUUCUAUCUGAACACGUACACCACAAAGAGCGAGGUCCUUGACACUAUUAAAGGUUUGAGGCACAAAGGCGGAAGACCCCUCAACACUGGAGCAGCUCUCCAGUUCGUGAGGGAUAAUGUCUUCACGGCCUCUGCCGGAAGCAGGCGCCUGGAAGGAGUCCCACAGGUGCUGAUAUUGUUAAGUGGUGGAAGGUCUUUUGACAGUGUUGAUGAACCAGCUUCUGCUCUCAAACAGCUGGGAGUCUUGACCUUUGCAAUCGGAACCAGGAGCUCUGAUAGCAAAGAACUGCAGAAGAUAUCCUACGACCCCAGUUAUGCUCUAUCUGUGUCUGAAUUCACUGACCUUCCCAGUGUCCAACAACAACUUCAGUUUUCCGUGGAAGCUGUGGUUGUUGACGUCACCCCAGAGUCACCAACUGUACCUGUUGACACUGCCAAAAAGGAUAUCGUAUUCCUUCUGGAUGGUUCCGAUGGCACAAGGAAUGGCUUCCCUGCCAUGCGUGAUUUUGUUGAGAGAGUGGUGGAGAAACUCAAUGUGGGACAAAACAAAGACCGUGUCUCUGUGGUCCAGUACAGCAGAGAUGCAGAGGUCCAUUUCUAUCUGAACACAUACACCACCAGAGAGGAUAUUGUGGAUUCGGUCAGAGGGCUGAAACACAGAGGAGGCAGACCCCUCAACACCGGGGCAGCCCUCCAGUACGUCAGGGACAACGUCUUUACAAACUCCUCCGGGAGUAGGCGCCUGCAAGGUGUUCCACAGAUGUUGAUCCUGCUAAAUGGUGGAAGUUCUUUUGACAAUGUAGAUGCCCCAGCCUCUGCUCUCAAACAGCAGGGCAUCUUUGCCAUUGGCAUUGGAACAAGGAACUCUGACAGUGGAGAGCUGCAGAAGAUAUCAUAUGACCCUAGUUACGCUCUAUCAGUGUCUGACUUCACUGACCUCCCCAGUGUCCAAGAACAGCUCUCCUCUGUAAUGAGCACAGUGCUAGUGAGGGCCACGCCCAUGACACCAACAGUAACUGUGGACAGAAAGGCACCAGGAAGGGAUGUUGUGUUCUUGUUGGAUGGAUCUGAUGGUACUAGAACUGGAUUCCGUGCUGUGCGAGACUUUGUCCAAAGAGUAGUAGAGACACUCAGUGUGGAUGACAACAAGGACCGUGUCUCAGUGGUUCAGUACAGCAGAGAUCCAGCUGUCCAGUUCUAUCUGAACACGUACAGCACAAAGGGCGAGGUCCUUGACACUGUUAAAGGUUUGAGGCACAAAGGCGGAAGACCCCUCAACACUGGAGCAGCUCUCCAGUUCGUGAGGGAUAAUGUCUUCACGGCCUCUGCCGGAAGCAGGCGCCUGGAAGGAGUCCCACAGGUGCUGAUAUUGUUAAGUGGUGGAAGGUCUUUUGACAGUGUUGAUGAACCAGCUUCUGCUCUCAAACAGCUGGGAGUCUUGACCUUUGCAAUCGGAACCAGGAGCUCUGAUAGCAAAGAACUGCAGAAGAUAUCCUAUAACCCCAGUUAUGCUCUAUCUGUGUCUGAAUUCACUGACCUUCCCAGUGUCCAACAACAACUUCAGUCUUCCGUGGAAGCUGUGGUUGUUGACAUCACCCUAGAGUCACCAACUGUACCUGUUGACACUGCCAAAAAGGAUAUCGUAUUCCUUCUGGAUGGUUCCGAUGGCACAAGGAAUGGCUUCCCUGCCAUGCGUGAUUUUGUUGAGAGAGUGGUGGAGAAACUCAAUGUGGGACAAAACAAAGACCGUGUCUCUGUGGUCCAGUACAGCAGAGAUGCAGAGGUCCAUUUCUAUCUGAACACGUACACCACCAGAGAGGAUAUUGUGGAUUCGGUCAGAGGGCUGAAACACAAAGGAGGCAGACCCCUCAACACCGGGGUAGCCCUCCAGUACGUCAGGGACAACGUCUUUACAAACUCCUCCGGGAGUAGGCGCCUGCAAGGUGUUCCACAGAUGUUGAUCCUGCUAAAUGGUGGAAGUUCUUUUGACAAUGUAGAUGCCCCAGCCUCUGCUCUCAAACAGCAGGGCAUCUUUGCCAUUGGCAUUGGAACAAGGAACUCUGACAGUAGAGAGCUGCAGAAGAUAUCAUAUGACCCUAGUUAUGCUCUAUCAGUGUCUGACUUCACUGACCUCCCCAGUGUCCAAGAACAGCUCUCCUCUGUAAUGAGCACAGUGCUAGUGAGGGCCACGCCCAUGACACCAACAGUAACUGUGGACAGAAAGGCACCAGGAAGGGAUGUUGUGUUCUUGUUGGAUGGAUCUGAUAGUACUAGAACUGGAUUCCCAGCUAUGCGAGACUUUGUCCAAAGAGUAGUAGAGACACUCAGUGUGGAUGACAACAAGGACCGUGUCUCAGUGGUUCAGUACAGCAGAGAUCCAGCUGUCCAGUUCUAUCUGAACACGUACACCACAAAGGGCGAGGUCCUUGACACUGUUAAAGGUUUGAGGCACAAAGGCGGAAGACCCCUCAACACUGGAGCAGCUCUCCAGUUCGUGAGGGAUAAUGUCUUCACGGCCUCUGCCGGAAGCAGGCGCCUGGAAGGAGUCCCACAGGUGCUGAUAUUGUUAAGUGGUGGAAGGUCUUUUGACAGUGUUGAUGAACCAGCUUCUGCUCUCAAACAGCUGGGAGUCUUGACCUUUGCAAUCGGAACCAGGAGCUCUGAUAGCAAAGAACUGCAGAAGAUAUCCUAUGACCCCAGUUAUGCUCUAUCUGUGUCUGAAUUCACUGACCUUCCCAGUGUCCAACAACAACUUCAGUCUUCCGUGGAAGCUGUGGUUGUUGACAUCACCCUAGAGUCACCAACUGUACCUGUUGACACUGCCAAAAAGGAUAUCGUAUUCCUUCUGGAUGGUUCCGAUGGCACAAGGAAUGGCUUCCCUGCCAUGCGUGAUUUUGUUGAGAGAGUGGUGGAGAAACUCAAUGUGGGACAAAACAAAGACCGUGUCUCUGUGGUCCAGUACAGCAGAGAUGCAGAGGUCCAUUUCUAUCUGAACACGUACACCACCAGAGAGGAUAUUGUGGAUUCGGUCAGAGGGCUGAAACACAAAGGAGGCAGACCCCUCAACACCGGGGCAGCCCUCCAGUACGUCAGGGACAACGUCUUUACAAACUCCUCCGGGAGUAGGCGCCUGCAAGGUGUUCCACAGAUGUUGAUCCUGCUAAAUGGUGGAAGUUCUUUUGACAAUGUAGAUGCCCCAGCCUCUGCUCUCAAACAGCAGGGCAUCUUUGCCAUUGGCAUUGGAACAAGGAACUCUGACAGUAGAGAGCUGCAGAAGAUAUCAUAUGACCCUAGUUACGCUCUAUCAGUGUCUGACUUCACUGACCUCCCCAGUGUCCAAGAACAGCUCUCCUCUGUAAUGAGCACAGUGCUAGUGAGGGCCACGCCCAUGACACCAACAGUAACUGUGGACAGAAAGGCACCAGGAAGGGAUGUUGUGUUCUUGUUGGAUGGAUCUGAUAGUACUAGAACUGGAUUCCCAGCUAUGCGAGACUUUGUCCAAAGAGUAGUAGAGACACUCAGUGUGGAUGACAACAAGGACCGUGUCUCAGUGGUUCAGUACAGUAGAGAUCCAGAUGUCCAGUUCUAUCUGAACACGUACACCACAAAGAGCGAGGUCCUUGACACUAUUAAAGGUUUGAGGCACAAAGGCGGAAGACCCCUCAACACUGGAGCAGCUCUCCAGUUCGUGAGGGAUAAUGUCUUCACGGCCUCUGCCGGAAGCAGGCGCCUGGAAGGAGUCCCACAGGUGCUGAUAUUGUUAAGUGGUGGAAGGUCUUUUGACAGUGUUGAUGAACCAGCUUCUGCUCUCAAACAGCUGGGAGUCUUGACCUUUGCAAUCGGAACCAGGAGCUCUGAUAGCAAAGAACUGCAGAAGAUAUCCUACGACCCCAGUUAUGCUCUAUCUGUGUCUGAAUUCACUGACCUUCCCAGUGUCCAACAACAACUUCAGUUUUCCGUGGAAGCUGUGGUUGUUGACGUCACCCCAGAGUCACCAACUGUACCUGUUGACACUGCCAAAAAGGAUAUCGUAUUCCUUCUGGAUGGUUCCGAUGGCACAAGGAAUGGCUUCCCUGCCAUGCGUGAUUUUGUUGAGAGAGUGGUGGAGAAACUCAAUGUGGGACAAAACAAAGACCGUGUCUCUGUGGUCCAGUACAGCAGAGAUGCAGAGGUCCAUUUCUAUCUGAACACGUACACCACCAGAGAGGAUAUUGUGGAUUCGGUCAGAGGGCUGAAACACAAAGGAGGCAGACCCCUCAACACCGGGGCAGCCCUCCAGUACGUCAGGGACAACGUCUUUACAAACUCCUCCGGGAGUAGGCGCCUGCAAGGUGUUCCACAGAUGUUGAUCCUGCUAAAUGGUGGAAGUUCUUUUGACAAUGUAGAUGCCCCAGCCUCUGCUCUCAAACAGCAGGGCAUCUUUGCCAUUGGCAUUGGAACAAGGAACUCUGACAGUAGAGAGCUGCAGAAGAUAUCAUAUGACCCUAGUUACGCUCUAUCAGUGUCUGACUUCACUGACCUCCCCCGUGUCCAAGAACAGCUCUCCUCUGUAAUGAGCACAGUGCUAGUGGGGGCCACGCCCAUGACACCAACAGUAACUGUGGACAGAAAGGCACCAGGAAGGGAUGUUGUGUUCUUGUUGGAUGGAUCUGAUAGUACUAGAACUGGAUUCCCAGCUAUGCAAGACUUUGUCCAAAGAGUAGUAGAGACACUCAGUGUGGAUGACAACAAGGACCGUGUCUCAGUGGUUCAGUACAGCAGAGAUCCAGCUGUCCAGUUCUAUCUGAACACGUACAGCACAAAGGGCGAGGUCCUUGACACUGUUAAAGGUUUGAGGCACAAAGGCGGAAGACCCCUCAACACUGGAGCAGCUCUCCAGUUCGUGAGGGAUAAUGUCUUCACGGCCUCUGCCGGAAGCAGGCGCCUGGAAGGAGUCCCACAGGUGCUGAUAUUGUUAAGUGGUGGAAGGUCUUUUGACAGUGUUGAUGAACCAGCUUCUGCUCUCAAACAGCUGGGAGUCUUGACCUUUGCAAUCGGAACCAGGAGCUCUGAUAGCAAAGAACUGCAGAAGAUAUCCUACGACCCCAGUUAUGCUCUAUCUGUGUCUGAAUUCACUGACCUUCCCAGUGUCCAACAACAACUUCAGUCUUCCGUGGAAGCUGUGGUUGUUGACGUCACCCCAGAGUCACCAACUGUACCUGUUGACACUGCCAAAAAGGAUAUCGUAUUCCUUCUGGAUGGUUCCGAUGGCACAAGGAAUGGCUUCCCUGCCAUGCGUGAUUUUGUUGAGAGAGUGGUGGAGAAACUCAAUGUGGGACAAAACAAAGACCGUGUCUCUGUGGUCCAGUACAGCAGAGAUGCAGAGGUCCAUUUCUAUCUGAACACGUACACCACCAGAGAGGAUAUUGUGGAUUCGGUCAGAGGGCUGAAACACAAAGGAGGCAGACCCCUCAACACCGGGGCAGCCCUCCAGUACGUCAGGGACAACGUCUUUACAAACUCCUCCGGGAGUAGGCGCCUGCAAGGUGUUCCACAGAUGUUGAUCCUGCUAAAUGGUGGAAGUUCUUUUGACAAUGUAGAUGCCCCAGCCUCUGCUCUCAAACAGCAGGGCAUCUUUGCCAUUGGCAUUGGAACAAGGAACUCUGACAGUAGAGAGCUGCAGAAGAUAUCAUAUGACCCUAGUUACGCUCUAUCAGUGUCUGACUUCACUGACCUCCCCAGUGUCCAAGAACAGCUCUCCUCUGUAAUGAGCACAGUGCUAGUGAGGGCCACGCCCAUGACACCAACAGUAACUGUGGACAGAAAGGCACCAGGAAGGGAUGUUGUGUUCUUGUUGGAUGGAUCUGAUGGUACUAGAACUGGAUUCCGUGCUGUGCGAGACUUUGUCCAAAGAGUAGUAGAGACACUCAGUGUGGAUGACAACAAGGACCGUGUCUCAGUGGUUCAGUACAGCAGAGAUCCAGCUGUCCAGUUCUAUCUGAACACGUACACCACAAAGGGCGAGGUCCUUGACACUGUUAAAGGUUUGAGGCACAAAGGCGGAAGACCCCUCAACACUGGAGCAGCUCUCCAGUUCGUGAGGGAUAAUGUCUUCACGGCCUCUGCCGGAAGCAGGCGCCUGGAAGGAGUCCCACAGGUGCUGAUAUUGUUAAGUGGUGGAAGGUCUUUUGACAGUGUUGAUGAACCAGCUUCUGCUCUCAAACAGCUGGGAGUCUUGACCUUUGCAAUCGGAACCAGGAGCUCUGAUAGCAAAGAACUGCAGAAGAUAUCCUAUGACCCCAGUUAUGCUCUAUCUGUGUCUGAAUUCACUGACCUUCCCAGUGUCCAACAACAACUUCAGUCUUCCGUGGAAGCUGUGGUUGUUGACAUCACCCUAGAGUCACCAACUGUACCUGUUGACACUGCCAAAAAGGAUAUCGUAUUCCUUCUGGAUGGUUCCGAUGGCACAAGGAAUGGCUUCCCUGCCAUGCGUGAUUUUGUUGAGAGAGUGGUGGAGAAACUCAAUGUGGGACAAAACAAAGACCGUGUCUCUGUGGUCCAGUACAGCAGAGAUGCAGAGGUCCAUUUCUAUCUGAACACGUACACCACCAGAGAGGAUAUUGUGGAUUCGGUCAGAGGGCUGAAACACAAAGGAGGCAGACCCCUCAACACCGGGGCAGCCCUCCAGUACGUCAGGGACAACGUCUUUACAAACUCCUCCGGGAGUAGGCGCCUGCAAGGUGUUCCACAGAUGUUGAUCCUGCUAAAUGGUGGAAGUUCUUUUGACAAUGUAGAUGCCCCAGCCUCUGCUCUCAAACAGCAGGGCAUCUUUGCCAUUGGCAUUGGAACAAGGAACUCUGACAGUAGAGAGCUGCAGAAGAUAUCAUAUGACCCUAGUUAUGCUCUAUCAGUGUCUGACUUCACUGACCUCCCCAGUGUCCAAGAACAGCUCUCCUCUGUAAUGAGCACAGUGCUAGUGAGGGCCACGCCCAUGACACCAACAGUAACUGUGGACAGAAAGGCACCAGGAAGGGAUGUUGUGUUCUUGUUGGAUGGAUCUGAUAGUACUAGAACUGGAUUCCCAGCUAUGCGAGACUUUGUCCAAAGAGUAGUAGAGACACUCAGUGUGGAUGACAACAAGGACCGUGUCUCAGUGGUUCAGUACAGCAGAGAUCCAGCUGUCCAGUUCUAUCUGAACACGUACACCACAAAGGGCGAGGUCCUUGACACUGUUAAAGGUUUGAGGCACAAAGGCGGAAGACCCCUCAACACUGGAGCAGCUCUCCAGUUCGUGAGGGAUAAUGUCUUCACGGCCUCUGCCGGAAGCAGGCGCCUGGAAGGAGUCCCACAGGUGCUGAUAUUGUUAAGUGGUGGAAGGUCUUUUGACAGUGUUGAUGAACCAGCUUCUGCUCUCAAACAGCUGGGAGUCUUGACCUUUGCAAUCGGAACCAGGAGCUCUGAUAGCAAAGAACUGCAGAAGAUAUCCUACGACCCCAGUUAUGCUCUAUCUGUGUCUGAAUUCACUGACCUUCCCAGUGUCCAACAACAACUUCAGUCUUCCGUGGAAGCUGUGGUUGUUGACGUCACCCCAGAGUCACCAACUGUACCUGUUGACACUGCCAAAAAGGAUAUCGUAUUCCUUCUGGAUGGUUCCGAUGGCACAAGGAAUGGCUUCCCUGCCAUGCGUGAUUUUGUUGAGAGAGUGGUGGAGAAACUCAAUGUGGGACAAAACAAAGACCGUGUCUCUGUGGUCCAGUACAGCAGAGAUGCAGAGGUCCAUUUCUAUCUGAACACGUACACCACCAGAGAGGAUAUUGUGGAUUCGGUCAGAGGGCUGAAACACAAAGGAGGCAGACCCCUCAACACCGGGGCAGCCCUCCAGUACGUCAGGGACAACGUCUUUACAAACUCCUCCGGGAGUAGGCGCCUGCAAGGUGUUCCACAGAUGUUGAUCCUGUUAAAUGGUGGAAGUUCUUUUGACAAUGUAGAUGCCCCAGCCUCUGCUCUCAAACAGCAGGGCAUCUUUGCCAUUGGCAUUGGAACAAGGAACUCUGACAGUAGAGAGCUGCAGAAGAUAUCAUAUGACCCUAGUUACUCUCUAUCAGUGUCUGACUUCACUGACCUCCCCAGUGUCCAAGAACAGCUCUCCUCUGUAAUGAGCACAGUGCUAGUGAGGGCCACGCCCAUGACACCAACAGUAACUGUGGACAGAAAGGCACCAGGAAGGGAUGUUGUGUUCUUGUUGGAUGGAUCUGAUGGUACUAGAACUGGAUUCCCAGCUAUGCGAGACUUUGUCCAAAGAGUAGUAGAGACACUCAGUGUGGAUGACAACAAGGACCGUGUCUCAGUGGUUCAGUACAGCAGAGAUCCAGCUGUCCAGUUCUAUCUGAACACGUACACCACAAAGGGCGAGGUCCUUGACACUGUUAAAGGUUUGAGGCACAAAGGCGGAAGACCCCUCAACACUGGAGCAGCUCUCCAGUUCGUGAGGGAUAAUGUCUUCACGGCCUCUGCCGGAAGCAGGCGCCUGGAAGGAGUCCCACAGGUGCUGAUAUUGUUAAGUGGUGGAAGGUCUUUUGACAGUGUUGAUGAACCAGCUUCUGCUCUCAAACAGCUGGGAGUCUUGACCUUUGCAAUCGGAACCAGGAGCUCUGAUAGCAAAGAACUGCAGAAGAUAUCCUACGACCCCAGUUAUGCUCUAUCUGUGUCUGAAUUCACUGACCUUCCCAGUGUCCAACAACAACUUCAGUCUUCCGUGGAAGCUGUGGUUGUUGACGUCACCCCAGAGUCACCAACUGUACCUGUUGACACUGCCAAAAAGGAUAUCGUAUUCCUUCUGGAUGGUUCCGAUGGCACAAGGAAUGGCUUCCCUGCCAUGCGUGAUUUUGUUGAGAGAGUGGUGGAGAAACUCAAUGUGGGACAAAACAAAGACCGUGUCUCUGUGGUCCAGUACAGCAGAGAUGCAGAGGUCCAUUUCUAUCUGAACACGUACACCACCAGAGAGGAUAUUGUGGAUUCGGUCAGAGGGCUGAAACACAAAGGAGGCAGACCCCUCAACACCGGGGCAGCCCUCCAGUACGUCAGGGACAACGUCUUUACAAACUCCUCCGGGAGUAGGCGCCUGCAAGGUGUUCCACAGAUGUUGAUCCUGCUAAAUGGUGGAAGUUCUUUUGACAAUGUAGAUGCCCCAGCCUCUGCUCUCAAACAGCAGGGCAUCUUUGCCAUUGGCAUUGGAACAAGGAACUCUGACAGUAGAGAGCUGCAGAAGAUAUCAUAUGACCCUAGUUACGCUCUAUCAGUGUCUGACUUCACUGACCUCCCCAGUGUCCAAGAACAGCUCUCCUCUGUAAUGAGCACAGUGCUAGUGAGGGCCACGCCCAUGACACCAACAGUAACUGUGGACAGAAAGGCACCAGGAAGGGAUGUUGUGUUCUUGUUGGAUGGAUCUGAUGGUACUAGAACUGGAUUCCGUGCUGUGCGAGACUUUGUCCAAAGAGUAGUAGAGACACUCAGUGUGGAUGACAACAAGGACCGUGUCUCAGUGGUUCAGUACAGCAGAGAUCCAGCUGUCCAGUUCUAUCUGAACACGUACAGCACAAAGGGCGAGGUCCUUGACACUGUUAAAGGUUUGAGGCACAAAGGCGGAAGACCCCUCAACACUGGAGCAGCUCUCCAGUUCGUGAGGGAUAAUGUCUUCACGGCCUCUGCCGGAAGCAGGCGCCUGGAAGGAGUCCCACAGGUGCUGAUAUUGUUAAGUGGUGGAAGGUCUUUUGACAGUGUUGAUGAACCAGCUUCUGCUCUCAAACAGCUGGGAGUCUUGACCUUUGCAAUCGGAACCAGGAGCUCUGAUAGCAAAGAACUGCAGAAGAUAUCCUACGACCCCAGUUAUGCUCUAUCUGUGUCUGAAUUCACUGACCUUCCCAGUGUCCAACAACAACUUCAGUCUUCCGUGGAAGCUGUGGUUGUUGACGUCACCCCAGAGUCACCAACUGUACCUGUUGACACUGCCAAAAAGGAUAUCGUAUUCCUUCUGGAUGGUUCCGAUGGCACAAGGAAUGGCUUCCCUGCCAUGCGUGAUUUUGUUGAGAGAGUGGUGGAGAAACUCAAUGUGGGACAAAACAAAGACCGUGUCUCUGUGGUCCAGUACAGCAGAGAUGCAGAGGUCCAUUUCUAUCUGAACACGUACACCACCAGAGAGGAUAUUGUGGAUUCGGUCAGAGGGCUGAAACACAAAGGAGGCAGACCCCUCAACACCGGGGCAGCCCUCCAGUACGUCAGGGACAACGUCUUUACAAACUCCUCCGGGAGUAGGCGCCUGCAAGAUGUUCCACAGAUGUUGAUCCUGCUAAAUGGUGGAAGUUCUUUUGACAAUGUAGAUGCCCCAGCCUCUGCUCUCAAACAGCAGGGCAUCUUUGCCAUUGGCAUUGGAACAAGGAACUCUGACAGUAGAGAGCUGCAGAAGAUAUCAUAUGACCCUAGUUACGCUCUAUCAGUGUCUGACUUCACUGACCUCCCCAGUGUCCAAGAACAGCUCUCCUCUGUAAUGAGCACAGUGCUAGUGAGGGCCACGCCCAUGACACCAACAGUAACUGUGGACAGAAAGGCACCAGGAAGGGAUGUUGUGUUCUUGUUGGAUGGAUCUGAUAGUACUAGAACUGGAUUCCCAGCUAUGCGAGACUUUGUCCAAAGAGUAGUAGAGACACUCAGUGUGGAUGACAACAAGGACCGUGUCUCAGUGGUUCAGUACAGCAGAGAUCCAGCUGUCCAGUUCUAUCUGAACACGUACACCACAAAGGGCGAGGUCCUUGACACUGUUAAAGGUUUGAGGCACAAAGGCGGAAGACCCCUCAACACUGGAGCAGCUCUCCAGUUCGUGAGAGAUAAUGUCUUCACGGCCUCUGCCGGAAGCAGGCGCCUGGAAGGAGUCCCACAGGUGCUGAUAUUGUUAAGUGGUGGAAGGUCUUUUGACAGUGUUGAUGAACCAGCUUCUGCUCUCAAACAGCUGGGAGUCUUGACCUUUGCAAUCGGAACCAGGAGCUCUGAUAGCAAAGAACUGCAGAAGAUAUCCUAUGACCCCAGUUAUGCUCUAUCUGUGUCUGAAUUCACUGACCUUCCCAGUGUCCAACAACAACUUCAGUCUUCCGUGGAAGCUGUGGUUGUUGACAUCACCCUAGAGUCACCAACUGUACCUGUUGACACUGCCAAAAAGGAUAUCGUAUUCCUUCUGGAUGGUUCCGAUGGCACAAGGAAUGGCUUCCCUGCCAUGCGUGAUUUUGUUGAGAGAGUGGUGGAGAAACUCAAUGUGGGACAAAACAAAGACCGUGUCUCUGUGGUCCAGUACAGCAGAGAUGCAGAGGUCCAUUUCUAUCUGAACACGUACACCACCAGAGAGGAUAUUGUGGAUUCGGUCAGAGGGCUGAAACACAAAGGAGGCAGACCCCUCAACACCGGGGCAGCCCUCCAGUACGUCAGGGACAACGUCUUUACAAACUCCUCCGGGAGUAGGCGCCUGCAAGGUGUUCCACAGAUGUUGAUCCUGCUAAAUGGUGGAAGUUCUUUUGACAAUGUAGAUGCCCCAGCCUCUGCUCUCAAACAGCAGGGCAUCUUUGCCAUUGGCAUUGGAACAAGGAACUCUGACAGUAGAGAGCUGCAGAAGAUAUCAUAUGACCCUAGUUACGCUCUAUCAGUGUCUGACUUCACUGACCUCCCCAGUGUCCAAGAACAGCUCUCCUCUGUAAUGAGCACAGUGCUAGUGAGGGCCACGCCCAUGACACCAACAGUAACUGUGGACAGAAAGGCACCAGGAAGGGAUGUUGUGUUCUUGUUGGAUGGAUCUGAUAGUACUAGAACUGGAUUCCCAGCUAUGCGAGACUUUGUCCAAAGAGUAGUAGAGACACUCAGUGUGGAUGACAACAAGGACCGUGUCUCAGUGGUUCAGUACAGCAGAGAUCCAGCUGUCCAGUUCUAUCUGAACACGUACAGCACAAAGGGCGAGGUCCUUGACACUGUUAAAGGUUUGAGGCACAAAGGCGGAAGACCCCUCAACACUGGAGCAGCUCUCCAGUUCGUGAGGGAUAAUGUCUUCACGGCCUCUGCCGGAAGCAGGCGCCUGGAAGGAGUCCCACAGGUGCUGAUAUUGUUAAGUGGUGGAAGGUCUUUUGACAGUGUUGAUGAACCAGCUUCUGCUCUCAAACAGCUGGGAGUCUUGACCUUUGCAAUCGGAACCAGGAGCUCUGAUAGCAAAGAACUGCAGAAGAUAUCCUACGACCCCAGUUAUGCUCUAUCUGUGUCUGAAUUCACUGACCUUCCCAGUGUCCAACAACAACUUCAGUCUUCCGUGGAAGCUGUGGUUGUUGACGUCACCCCAGAGUCACCAACUGUACCUGUUGACACUGCCAAAAAGGAUAUCGUAUUCCUUCUGGAUGGUUCCGAUGGCACAAGGAAUGGCUUCCCUGCCAUGCGUGAUUUUGUUGAGAGAGUGGUGGAGAAACUCAAUGUGGGACAAAACAAAGACCGUGUCUCUGUGGUCCAGUACAGCAGAGAUGCAGAGGUCCAUUUCUAUCUGAACACGUACACCACCAGAGAGGAUAUUGUGGAUUCGGUCAGAGGGCUGAAACACAAAGGAGGCAGACCCCUCAACACCGGGGCAGCCCUCCAGUACGUCAGGGACAACGUCUUUACAAACUCCUCCGGGAGUAGGCGCCUGCAAGGUGUUCCACAGAUGUUGAUCCUGCUAAAUGGUGGAAGUUCUUUUGACAAUGUAGAUGCCCCAGCCUCUGCUCUCAAACAGCAGGGCAUCUUUGCCAUUGGCAUUGGAACAAGGAACUCUGACAGUAGAGAGCUGCAGAAGAUAUCAUAUGACCCUAGUUACGCUCUAUCAGUGUCUGACUUCACUGACCUCCCCAGUGUCCAAGAACAGCUCUCCUCUGUAAUGAGCACAGUGCUAGUGAGGGCCACGCCCAUGACACCAACAGUAACUGUGGACAGAAAGGCACCAGGAAGGGAUGUUGUGUUCUUGUUGGAUGGAUCUGAUGGUACUAGAACUGGAUUCCGUGCUGUGCGAGACUUUGUCCAAAGAGUAGUAGAGACACUCAGUGUGGAUGACAACAAGGACCGUGUCUCAGUGGUUCAGUACAGCAGAGAUCCAGCUGUCCAGUUCUAUCUGAACACGUACACCACAAAGGGCGAGGUCCUUGACACUGUUAAAGGUUUGAGGCACAAAGGCGGAAGACCCCUCAACACUGGAGCAGCUCUCCAGUUCGUGAGGGAUAAUGUCUUCACGGCCUCUGCCGGAAGCAGGCGCCUGGAAGGAGUCCCACAGGUGCUGAUAUUGUUAAGUGGUGGAAGGUCUUUUGACAGUGUUGAUGAACCAGCUUCUGCUCUCAAACAGCUGGGAGUCUUGACCUUUGCAAUCGGAACCAGGAGCUCUGAUAGCAAAGAACUGCAGAAGAUAUCCUACGACCCCAGUUAUGCUCUAUCUGUGUCUGAAUUCACUGACCUUCCCAGUGUCCAACAACAACUUCAGUCUUCCGUGGAAGCUGUGGUUGUUGAUGUCACCCCAGAGUCACCAACUGUACCUGUUGACACUGCCAAAAAGGAUAUCGUAUUCCUUCUGGAUGGUUCCGAUGGCACAAGGAAUGGCUUCCCUGCCAUGCGUGAUUUUGUUGAGAGAGUGGUGGAGAAACUCAAUGUGGGACAAAACAAAGACCGUGUCUCUGUGGUCCAGUACAGCAGAGAUGCAGAGGUCCAUUUCUAUCUGAACACGUACACCACCAGAGAGGAUAUUGUGGAUUCGGUCAGAGGGCUGAAACACAAAGGAGGCAGACCCCUCAACACCGGGGCAGCCCUCCAGUACGUCAGGGACAACGUCUUUACAAACUCCUCCGGGAGUAGGCGCCUGCAAGGUGUUCCACAGAUGUUGAUCCUGCUAAAUGGUGGAAGUUCUUUUGACAAUGUAGAUGCCCCAGCCUCUGCUCUCAAACAGCAGGGCAUCUUUGCCAUUGGCAUUGGAACAAGGAACUCUGACAGUAGAGAGCUGCAGAAGAUAUCAUAUGACCCUAGUUACGCUCUAUCAGUGUCUGACUUCACUGACCUCCCCAGUGUCCAAGAACAGCUCUCCUCUGUAAUGAGCACAGUGCUAGUGAGGGCCACGCCCAUGACACCAACAGUAACUGUGGAUAGAAAGGCACCAGGAAGGGAUGUUGUGUUCUUGUUGGAUGGAUCUGAUAGUACUAGAACUGGAUUCCCAGCUAUGCGAGACUUUGUCCAAAGAGUAGUAGAGACACUCAGUGUGGAUGACAACAAGGACCGUGUCUCAGUGGUUCAGUACAGCAGAGAUCCAGCUGUCCAGUUCUAUCUGAACACGUACACCACAAAGGGCGAGGUCCUUGACACUGUUAAAGGUUUGAGGCACAAAGGCGGAAGACCCCUCAACACUGGAGCAGCUCUCCAGUUCGUGAGGGAUAAUGUCUUCACGGCCUCUGCCGGAAGCAGGCGCCUGGAAGGAGUCCCACAGGUGCUGAUAUUGUUAAGUGGUGGAAGGUCUUUUGACAGUGUUGAUGAACCAGCUUCUGCUCUCAAACAGCUGGGAGUCUUGACCUUUGCAAUCGGAACCAGGAGCUCUGAUAGCAAAGAACUGCAGAAGAUAUCCUACGACCCCAGUUAUGCUCUAUCUGUGUCUGAAUUCACUGACCUUCCCAGUGUCCAACAACAACUUCAGUCUUCCGUGGAAGCUGUGGUUGUUGACAUCACCCUAGAGUCACCAACUGUACCUGUUGACACUGCCAAAAAGGAUAUCGUAUUCCUUCUGGAUGGUUCCGAUGGCACAAGGAAUGGCUUCCCUGCCAUGCGUGAUUUUGUUGAGAGAGUGGUGGAGAAACUCAAUGUGGGACAAAACAAAGACCGUGUCUCUGUGGUCCAGUACAGCAGAGAUGCAGAGGUCCAUUUCUAUCUGAACACGUACACCACCAGAGAGGAUAUUGUGGAUUCGGUCAGAGGGCUGAAACACAAAGGAGGCAGACCCCUCAACACCGGGGCAGCCCUCCAGUACGUCAGGGACAACGUCUUUACAAACUCCUCCGGGAGUAGGCGCCUGCAAGGUGUUCCACAGAUGUUGAUCCUGCUAAAUGGUGGAAGUUCUUUUGACAAUGUAGAUGCCCCAGCCUCUGCUCUCAAACAGCAGGGCAUCUUUGCCAUUGGCAUUGGAACAAGGAACUCUGACAGUAGAGAGCUGCAGAAGAUAUCAUAUGACCCUAGUUACGCUCUAUCAGUGUCUGACUUCACUGACCUCCCCAGUGUCCAAGAACAGCUCUCCUCUGUAAUGAGCACAGUGCUAGUGAGGGCCACGCCCAUGACACCAACAGUAACUGUGGACAGAAAGGCACCAGGAAGGGAUGUUGUGUUCUUGUUGGAUGGAUCUGAUGGUACUAGAACUGGAUUCCGAGCUGUGCGAGACUUUGUCCAAAGAGUAGUAGAGACACUCAGUGUGGAUGACAACAAGGACCGUGUCUCAGUGGUUCAGUACAGCAGAGAUCCAGCUGUCCAGUUCUAUCUGAACACGUACAGCACAAAGGGCGAGGUCCUUGACACUGUUAAAGGUUUGAGGCACAAAGGCGGAAGACCCCUCAACACUGGAGCAGCUCUCCAGUUCGUGAGGGAUAAUGUCUUCACGGCCUCUGCCGGAAGCAGGCGCCUGGAAGGAGUCCCACAGGUGCUGAUAUUGUUAAGUGGUGGAAGGUCUUUUGACAGUGUUGAUGAACCAGCUUCUGCUCUCAAACAGCUGGGAGUCUUGACCUUUGCAAUCGGAACCAGGAGCUCUGAUAGCAAAGAACUGCAGAAGAUAUCCUACGACCCCAGUUAUGCUCUAUCUGUGUCUGAAUUCACUGACCUUCCCAGUGUCCAACAACAACUUCAGUCUUCCGUGGAAGCUGUGGUUGUUGACAUCACCCUAGAGUCACCAACUGUACCUGUUGACACUGCCAAAAAGGAUAUCGUAUUCCUUCUGGAUGGUUCCGAUGGCACAAGGAAUGGCUUCCCUGCCAUGCGUGAUUUUGUUGAGAGAGUGGUGGAGAAACUCAAUGUGGGACAAAACAAAGACCGUGUCUCUGUGGUCCAGUACAGCAGAGAUGCAGAGGUCCAUUUCUAUCUGAACACGUACACCACCAGAGAGGAUAUUGUGGAUUCGGUCAGAGGGCUGAAACACAAAGGAGGCAGACCCCAAAACACCGGGGCAGCCCUCCAGUACGUCAGGGACAACGUCUUUACAAACUCCUCCGGGAGUAGGCGCCUGCAAGGUGUUCCACAGAUGUUGAUCCUGCUAAAUGGUGGAAGUUCUUUUGACAAUGUAGAUGCCCCAGCCUCUGCUCUCAAACAGCAGGGCAUCUUUGCCAUUGGCAUUGGAACAAGGAACUCUGACAGUAGAGAGCUGCAGAAGAUAUCAUAUGACCCUAGUUACGCUCUAUCAGUGUCUGACUUCACUGACCUCCCCAGUGUCCAAGAACAGCUCUCCUCUGUAAUGAGCACAGUGCUAGUGAGGGCCACGCCCAUGACACCAACAGUAACUGUGGACAGAAAGGCACCAGGAAGGGAUGUUGUGUUCUUGUUGGAUGGAUCUGAUAGUACUAGAACUGGAUUCCCAGCUAUGCGAGACUUUGUCCAAAGAGUAGUAGAGACACUCAGUGUGGAUGACAACAAGGACCGUGUCUCAGUGGUUCAGUACAGCAGAGAUCCAGCUGUCCAGUUCUAUCUGAACACGUACAGCACAAAGGGCGAGGUCCUUGACACUGUUAAAGGUUUGAGGCACAAAGGCGGAAGACCCCUCAACACUGGAGCAGCUCUCCAGUUCGUGAGGGAUAAUGUCUUCACGGCCUCUGCCGGAAGCAGGCGCCUGGAAGGAGUCCCACAGGUGCUGAUAUUGUUAAGUGGUGGAAGGUCUUUUGACAGUGUUGAUGAACCAGCUUCUGCUCUCAAACAGCUGGGAGUCUUGACCUUUGCAAUCGGAACCAGGAGCUCUGAUAGCAAAGAACUGCAGAAGAUAUCCUACGACCCCAGUUAUGCUCUAUCUGUGUCUGAAUUCACUGACCUUCCCAGUGUCCAACAACAACUUCAGUCUUCCGCCACGAGCGUACUUUUUGCAGAGGUUUUUAUUGUUUGUCUUCCUGUCUUUUUCUCAGUUGACACUGCCAAAAAGGAUAUCGUAUUCCUUCUGGAUGGUUCCGAUGGCACAAGGAAUGGCUUCCCUGCCAUGCGUGAUUUUGUUGAGAGAGUGGUGGAGAAACUCAAUGUGGGACAAAACAAAGACCGUGUCUCUGUGGUCCAGUACAGCAGAGAUGCAGAGGUCCAUUUCUAUCUGAACACGUACACCACCAGAGAGGAUAUUGUGGAUUCGGUCAGAGGGCUGAAACACAAAGGAGGCAGAACCCUCAACACCGGGGCAGCCCUCCAGUACGUCAGGGACAACGUCUUUACAAACUCCUCCGGGAGUAGGCGCCUGCAAGGUGUUCCACAGAUGUUGAUCCUGCUAAAUGGUGGAAGUUCUUUUGACAAUGUAGAUGCCCCAGCCUCUGCUCUCAAACAGCAGGGCAUCUUUGCCAUUGGCAUUGGAACAAGGAACUCUGACAGUAGAGAGCUGCAGAAGAUAUCAUAUGACCCUAGUUACGCUCUAUCAGUGUCUGACUUCACUGACCUCCCCAGUGUCCAAGAACAGCUCUCCUCUGUAAUGAGCACAGUGCUAGUUUGACACAUGAAACUAAAUAUGUCUCAAAUUUUGUGUUCCCUAGUGGACAGAAAGGCACCAGGAAGGGAUGUUGUGUUCUUGUUGGAUGGAUCUGAUAGUACUAGAACUGGAUUCCCAGCUAUGCGAGACUUUGUCCAAAGAGUAGUAGAGACACUCAGUGUGGAUGACAACAAGGACCGUGUCUCAGUGGUUCAGUACAGCAGAGAUCCAGCUGUCCAGUUCUAUCUGAACACGUACAGCACAAAGGGCGAGGUCCUUGACACUGUUAAAGGUUUGAGGCACAAAGGCGGAAGACCCCUCAACACUGGAGCAGCUCUCCAGUUCGUGAGGGAUAAUGUCUUCACGGCCUCUGCCGGAAGCAGGCGCCUGGAAGGAGUCCCACAGGUGCUGAUAUUGUUAAGUGGUGGAAGGUCUUUUGACAGUGUUGAUGAACCAGCUUCUGCUCUCAAACAGCUGGGAGUCUUGACCUUUGCAAUCGGAACCAGGAGCUCUGAUAGCAAAGAACUGCAGAAGAUAUCCUACGACCCCAGUUAUGCUCUAUCUGUGUCUGAAUUCACUGACCUUCCCAGUGUCCAACAACAACUUCAGUCUUCCGUGGAAGCUGUGGUUGUUGAUGUCACCCCAGAGUCACCAACUGUACCUGAGGUUUUUAUUGUUUGUCUUCCUGUCUUUUUCUCAGUUGACACUGCCAAAAAGGAUAUCGUAUUCCUUCUGGAUGGUUCCGAUGGCACAAGGAAUGGCUUCCCUGCCAUGCGUGAUUUUGUUGAGAGAGUGGUGGAGAAACUCAAUGUGGGACAAAACAAAGACCGUGUCUCUGUGGUCCAGUACAGCAGAGAUGCAGAGGUCCAUUUCUAUCUGAACACGUACACCACCAGAGAGGAUAUUGUGGAUUCGGUCAGAGGGCUGAAACACAAAGGAGGCAGACCCCAAAACACCGGGGCAGCCCUCCAGUACGUCAGGGACAACGUCUUUACAAACUCCUCCGGGAGUAGGCGCCUGCAAGGUGUUCCACAGAUGUUGAUCCUGCUAAAUGGUGGAAGUUCUUUUGACAAUGUAGAUGCCCCAGCCUCUGCUCUCAAACAGCAGGGCAUCUUUGCCAUUGGCAUUGGAACAAGGAACUCUGACAGUAGAGAGCUGCAGAAGAUAUCAUAUGACCCUAGUUACGCUCUAUCAGUGUCUGACUUCACUGACCUCCCCAGUGUCCAAGAACAGCUCUCCUCUGUAAUGAGCACAGUGCUAGUGAGGGCCACGCCCAUGACACCAACAGUAACUGUGGACAGAAAGGCACCAGGAAGGGAUGUUGUGUUCUUGUUGGAUGGAUCUGAUAGUACUAGAACUGGAUUCCCAGCUAUGCGAGACUUUGUCCAAAGAGUAGUAGAGACACUCAGUGUGGAUGACAACAAGGACCGUGUCUCAGUGGUUCAGUACAGCAGAGAUCCAGCUGUCCAGUUCUAUCUGAACACGUACAGCACAAAGAGCGAGGUCCUUGACACUGUUAAAGGUUUGAGGCACAAAGGCGGAAGACCCCUCAACACUGGAGCAGCUCUCCAGUUCGUGAGGGAUAAUGUCUUCACAGCCUCUGCCGGAAGCAGGCGCCUGGAAGGAGUCCCACAGGUGCUGAUAUUGUUAAGUGGUGGAAGGUCUUUUGACAGUGUUGAUGAACCAGCUUCUGCUCUCAAACAGCUGGGAGUCUUGACCUUUGCAAUCGGAACCAGGAGCUCUGAUAGCAAAGAACUGCAGAAGAUAUCCUACGACCCCAGUUAUGCUCUAUCUGUGUCUGAAUUCACUGACCUUCCCAGUGUCCAACAACAACUUCAGUCUUCCGUGGAAGCUGUGGUUGUUGACGUCACCCCAGAGUCACCAACUUUGACACUGCCAAAAAGGAUAUCGUAUUCCUUCUGGAUGGUUCCGAUGGCACAAGGAAUGGCUUCCCUGCCAUGCGUGAUUUUGUUGAGAGAGUGGUGGAGAAACUCAAUGUGGGACAAAACAAAGACCGUGUCUCUGUGGUCCAGUACAGCAGAGAUGCAGAGGUCCAUUUCUAUCUGA